GGGUAGAGGAAGAAGAAGAAGCGCGCUACGCUGGUGUUUACGUUCUCCUACUUCCGUAGCUAUCCAAAGCGAAAAAAAAAAAAAGCGUCACUCAUCUACAGUUUAAUCCAAUAAUUUGAGAAGAAACACUCGGUCAUGUUUCACUUUUCUAACAUAAGCAUAAGAGAUGAUUGGCAGAUAAAUAUCAGUAAGGUCGUUUGCUGUCCACUGUAGGCGCUGUGUCGUGAGUUUUCCUCACCCAGUCACCAUCGCAGGCGAAGCUAAAGCUAAAGCUGGCGGUGUGUUAGCUGCGGGUCAGUGGCAGUGGACAUAAUUUGAUAAAUCGUUGCCUGAUCCGCAUUUAGUCCAGCGCUAAUUUAGAUCUCUAACAAGGCAGUCAUGGCCACUAGGCGACUGACCGAUGCCUUCUUGUUAAUGCGGAACAAUGCAAUCCAAAACCGGCAGAUAUUGGCUGAGCAAGUGAGUACAUACGACCCCCGUCUGAGUACACGUAGCAAUGCUGCGGAGCUUGAUGAGUUGGCUGAUGAUCGGAUGGCCCUGGUGUCAGGGAUCAGUCUGGAUCCUGAAGCUGCCAUUGGAGUCACCAAGAAACUGCCCCCAAAAUGGAUAGAGGGGGUGGAUGAGAUCCAAUAUGAAAUCACACGGGUUCGGCAGAAGAUGAAGGAGCUGGCGAUACUUCAUGACAAGCACAUGAAUCGUCCUACGCUUGAUGACAGUAGUGAAGAGGAGCAUGCAAUAGAAAUAACUACUCAGGAGAUCACACAGAUGUUUCAUCGAUGCCAGAGAGCUGUGACGGGUCUGCAGUCUCGUUGUGGUCACUGCACCGAGCAGGAGGAGAGGCUUUUGAGAAACGUGGUCUCAUCUCUAGCCCAAAGUCUGCAGGAGCUGUCCACUAAUUUCAGAUACACACAGUCCGGUUACCUAAAACGUAUGAAGAAUCGUGAAGAGAGAUCAAAGCACUUUUUUGACUCUGGGCCCCUUAUGGAAGAAGAUGAAGAUUUAGCUAUAUAUGACAAGGGCUUCACAGAUGAUCAGCUGAUGCUGGUCGAGGAGAACUCGGUUAUGGUUGAAGAAAGAGAGAAGGAGAUCCGACAAAUAGUGCAGUCUAUCUCGGAUCUGAAUGAGAUUUUCCGAGACUUGGCCACCAUGGUGGUGGAGCAGGGCACCGUUCUUGACAGAAUUGACUUCAAUGUGGAGCAGGCUUGUGUUAAAACAGAAGAUGGACUUAAACAGUUACAAAAGGCGGAACAGUAUCAGAAGAAAAACAGAAAGAUGCUGGUCAUUUUGAUUCUCUUUGUCAUAGUCAUUGUUCUAAUUAUUAUUCUUUUUGGAACAAAGUUUUAAUGAUGCAUUCCUCUGGCUUUUGUUUGUCUGUGUGGG
Labrus bergylta (ballan wrasse) is the source of this 1380-nucleotide messenger RNA. Lineage: Eukaryota; Metazoa; Chordata; Actinopteri; Labriformes; Labridae. The record is from RefSeq and is a predicted model, not a curated record.